Molecule: messenger RNA, 798 nt
Organism: Talaromyces marneffei
Lineage: Eukaryota; Fungi; Ascomycota; Eurotiomycetes; Eurotiales; Trichocomaceae
Exons: 2
Coding region: 1-798 (265 amino acids)
Biological process (GO): nucleoside metabolic process
Molecular function (GO): catalytic activity
Source: RefSeq, a predicted model, not a curated record
AUGGGCAAGGUAAAUGCUGCAACGGCGGCAUCUACUUUCAAGUCCACAUUCAGAAACUUGAAGCUCGUGCUACUUGUUGGAAUAUGCGGCGGAGUGCCCGAAGGCGCUAACAGAGAGCAAAUAGUUCUUGGAGAUGUGAUUAUCGGAACCAGUGUCGUCCAAACGGACUUUGGACGGCAAACCCCAAGUGGCUUCAACAGGAAGGACACAACCCGAGACAACUUGAGGAAACCGCCACCCGAGAUUGGAUCCUUCCUUGCGAAAUUAGAAUCUGACAAACAGAAUAUCACCGCAACCACGUUAAGCUAUCUCCAUGUGCUCCUUGACAAGCCCGAUUUUGGGACCGCCAGAUUUCCUGGCGCACACGAGGACAAGGUGCUGGCCGGAAGUCCCCCCAAGAGUUCUCGAGAACGAUCCCAUAAUGAGCCUAGCAUUCACUUUGGCGCUGUUGCAGCCAGCGAUUCGGUUAUGAAGUCUGGCACUGAUCGUGACAGAAUUGCAAAGGCGGAAAAGGUCAUUGCUUUUGAGAUGGAGGCGGCCGGGUUAUGGGACCAGCUUCCUACGCUUAUUGUCAAGGGCGUAAGUGACUACGCCGAUUGCCAUAAGAACGAUAUGUGGAGAGAGUUCGCCUCUGCGAGCGCAUGGGCAUGUACCAAGGCAGUGACAGAGAAAUGGGAAAAGCAAGCCACCAAGGAGCAAUAUCGAAUUAAGAAUCAAUGGAACAACAAUGGGGGCACCAAGGUCAUGUUCCAAUCGGAUACAGUCAAUUUAUCUGGGACUCACACUUGGAGUUUAUAG